Molecule: messenger RNA, 2826 nt
Organism: Capronia epimyces CBS 606.96
Lineage: Eukaryota; Fungi; Ascomycota; Eurotiomycetes; Chaetothyriales; Herpotrichiellaceae
Exons: 1
Coding region: 1-2826 (941 amino acids)
Biological process (GO): endonucleolytic cleavage to generate mature 5'-end of SSU-rRNA from (SSU-rRNA, 5.8S rRNA, LSU-rRNA); endonucleolytic cleavage in 5'-ETS of tricistronic rRNA transcript (SSU-rRNA, 5.8S rRNA, LSU-rRNA)
Cellular component (GO): small-subunit processome; nucleolus; 90S preribosome
Molecular function (GO): protein binding; U3 snoRNA binding
Source: RefSeq, a predicted model, not a curated record
AUGGCUACCAAAGUCAACUUCAAAACCACGUUCGAGGCGGCCAAGACUAUCGAGCCCAUCUACACGGGUGGUGAUGUUUCUCACACCUCGAACGGCGCACUCCUGGCGACAUGUGUCGAUGACGGCGUCCUGGUCGUUGAGGUGAAGACAAGUAGGGUGCUAUGCCGUAUAGAAGGAGAUGGUGAAGCCGUGACCAGUGUGUGUCUGGCUCCUAAUGCCUCACAUCUGGUUGUUUGUUCCCGAUCGCUUUCACUUCGGAUCUACGCCCUCAAUCCUUUCGAAGAAUCUAAUACUCUAUCCUCCAGCCUCUCACGGACGCUCAAGCCCCAUGACACUCCGGUUGUCUGCUCCGCAGUCGACGACACUGGGUCGUUGCUCGGAACGGGAGGGGCGGAUGGGACUGUCAAAGUAUGGGAUAUCAGGGGUGGUUACGCAACGCACACAUUCCAUGGCCAUGGAGGUGUGGUCUCGGCGCUGAGAUUCUUCCUAUCAAAUUCUGCCGAGCACUCCAGCCUGGAGACUUCGAAAUCGAAUAAGAAACGAAAGAGUCACGACAUGACUCAAACGGAUGUCAAUCACGGCUCUUCAACACAAUCCCAUUACCUUGCAUCGGGCGGCGAAGAUGGCACGAUUCGCAUAUGGAACUUGGCAACGCGGAAAUCAGUUGCCACGCUCGACUCGCAUGUCAGCGUGGUUCGAAGUCUGGAUUACGCCGAAGAUCGACAUCUUUUGCUGUCAGCCAGCCGUGAUCGGACGAUAAUACUUUGGCACACGAAGACGUGGAAGCAGCAAAGAGUCAUCCCAGUACUUGAAGUCGUGGAAGCUGCGGGGUUCCUCUCUGCUGGUAGAUUUUGCUUUGCGGGAGGCGAGAAUGGUGCUGUGAGAUUAUGGGACACGGCGACGGGUCGCGAGAUUACCACAAAACAGACUCCAGGUUUGGAGAAUGAUGCCAUCACUGCAAUUGUCCAGGUCAUCGAAGACGAUGCUCUUCUAUCCAUACAUCAAGAUCAGACGAUGCGAUUACGGAGCCUAUCUAGUCUCCGCACUAUCCAGGCGACGGACACAGUGGAGGUACUGCCACUGAUCCGAACGAUCUCGGGAAAUCUGGAUGAGAUCAUUGAUAUGACAUGCGUCGGGCCUGACCGGACGCUGCUAGCCCUCGCGACCAAUACGGAGAGCGUUAAGUUGAUAUCCAUUGCAGACAAGGGCGACGAAUCCUUUGGGAGUGACAUUGCUCUGCUCGAAGGCCACCAAGACAUUAUAAUCUGCUUGGACGUCGAUUGGUCGGGAUACUGGUUGGCCACGGGUGCGAAGGAUAACACUGCGAGACUGUGGAGGUUGGAUCCGUCUUCAUCAUCAUACACAUGCUUUGCUACCUUUGCAGGACACGCUGAAUCUCUUGGAGCCAUUGCUUUACCAAGAAGUCCACCGGUCGACGGAGUCGCUGCGAAGGAUCCGGCCAGCCAUCCACCGGCCUUCCUGCUCACAGGCUCGCAGGACAAAACCAUCAAGCGCUGGGCCACCGCGAGACUGACGUAUCCUCCACCGUCACCAGAGCCACAAUCUGUCGCCAAAGCGUUGUUCACGAGGGUUGCACACGAGAAGGACAUCAACGCGAUCGACGUUUCUCCCAUUGAUCCGCUAUUUGCUUCUGCUUCCCAGGAUCGCACGAUCAAGAUCUGGUCUUUGGAAGACGGUUCCGUGACUGGCAUUCUCCGUGGCCAUAAACGAGGCGUGUGGUCCUUGCGAUUCUCUCCUGCAGGUACUCCUCCUCUGGCUUUGCCGGGCGGAGGAUCGAGCGGCUCACGUGGACUGCUCGUCAGUGGCUCGAGCGAUCGAACAGUCAAAGUCUGGUCGCUCUCGACCUAUACCUGUCUUCAAACUUUCGAGGGCCACAGCAAUUCGGUGCUGAAAGUGAUCUGGAUUCCGCCGGCGACGCCAACCCACGAUUCCGAGUCGUUCUCAGACUCUCGCCAUCCUCAAUCGAGUCAACCCGUCAUUGCGUCCGCAUCCUCGGAUACCCUCGUCAAGCUCUGGUCUCCUUAUUCAGCUGCCGAUUCAGACCAUCUCCUGACCACCCUCGACAAUCAUAUCGACCGAGUUUGGGCUUUGACCACGCCAAACUCUUGCUACGCCGGGUCUAAGGAUCGCCCACCAACAUAUCCAUACCCCCUGAUAUCCGGCGCCGCAGACGCGACACUGACAUUCUGGCGCGACACGACCGUCCAGACGGCCACCUUGGCCUCGAAGCGUGCGACCGAACGCAUCGAGCAGGACCAACAACUCCAGAACCACAUUUUCUCCAAGAACUACCGCGAGGCCAUCACGUUGUCGUUGGCGCUGAAUCAUCCAGGCCGUCUGCUCCGUGUGUUUCAGGAUGUGGUCAACCUUCCCGAGGCCGAGAAAGAAAGCUCCAGCAUCAUGGGCCUGAAGGCCGUCGACGACGUUCUCGCGGCGCUCGAUCGCCAGCAAAUAUUUACCUUGCUCGAACGUGUGCGUGACUGGAACACGAAUGCACGGACUGCGACAGUUGCUCAGAGGGUACUGAACUGCCUGUUGAAGGUCUAUUCGGCGGGCACGUUCGUGGAGAUGGCCAAAGACCGAAAACUCAGCUCGAAUGGAAAAGGAAUGAAGGAAUUGCUCCGCGCGUUGGAGGUAUAUACAGACCGUCAUUACAAACGGAUGGAGGAACUUGUCGAUGAGAGCUACUUGGUCGACUACACGUUGAGAGAAAUGGACGAGGUUGCGGGCGUUGCCGCAGGGAUUGAUCGGUUGUUGGCUAUUGAAAAUGGGAAAGCCAGCAGCGAGGAUAUCAUAAUGGUGUAG